Molecule: messenger RNA, 878 nt
Organism: Strigops habroptila (Kakapo)
Lineage: Eukaryota; Metazoa; Chordata; Aves; Psittaciformes; Psittacidae
Product: splicing factor, proline- and glutamine-rich-like
Exons: 2
Coding region: 17-667 (216 amino acids)
Source: RefSeq, a predicted model, not a curated record
UCCGUCAGCCCCCGCCAUGGGUCCCAUCAGCCCCCCCCCCGUGGGCUCCAUCCAGCCCCACACAUCCCGCGCUGCCGGCUCCGCCUUGAAGCCACCUGGAUCCCAAGCGGGACUCGACAGGAAUCCAAGUGGAUCCCAACUGAAGCGCAACCGGAUCCCAGGUGAAACUCAACCGGAUCCCAACUGGAAUCCAUCGAGGACUCAACUGGUUCCCAACUGGAUCUCAACCAGAUCCCAACCGGAUCCCAGCUGGAUCUCAACUGGGAUUCAACCGGUACCCAGCCAGGACUCAACUGCAUCCCAACCGGAUCCCAAACCGGAUCCCAACCAGGACUCAACUGCAUCCCAACCGGAUCCCAACUGGAUCUCAACCGGGAUUCAACCAGAUCCCAACUGGAUCCCAACUGGAUCUCAACCAGGAUUCAACCGGUACCCAACCAGGACUCGACUGCAUCCCAACUGGAUCCCAACUGGAUCUCAACCAGAUCCCAAACCGGAUCCCAACCAGGACUCAACUGCAUCCCAACCAGAUCCCAAUUGGAUCUCAACCGGGAUUCAACCACAUCCCACCCGGAUCGCAGCCGGAUCCCACCCAUGGCGCUGGGGCUGGAUGCCGGGCCCCCCCCGCACCCCACAUUUGGCUUUGCCGGUGCCUUACCCGCGGUGACGGCGUCACCGGAACCCGCUCCUGGUGCUCCCGGUGCUCCCGGCUCCGGCCCCACGGACGCUGCGGCAAACGCCGGCCCCAUGGAGGCGAAUUGACUCAAACCGGGGUGGCGCCGGGGGGGGGGGGGUGGACGGGACACAGGGGGUGUCCCCCCCCCCAAAUUUGGGGGCCCCCCCGGACGGUACGAGCAAUAAACUGGGAGAUUUUUGGA